Molecule: messenger RNA, 1219 nt
Organism: Mercurialis annua (annual mercury)
Lineage: Eukaryota; Viridiplantae; Streptophyta; Magnoliopsida; Malpighiales; Euphorbiaceae
Exons: 1
Coding region: 88-558 (156 amino acids)
Source: RefSeq, a predicted model, not a curated record
CUUAGCUCUACAUAAACAUCAACCACUCACCACUCAUUUUCAUCUCAACACCAAAACCACAAAGAUCCAAACAUUCAAAUUCAAAAAAUGGGCAGCAUUAGAUCAACUAAAGAUGAAAGAGCCGGGGCGGAAAUAGUUUACGGCCCCGAAGAUUGCUACCGUCACUCCAUCGAGCUUCUCGAAGAGAUCGGAUUCCCAAAAGGCGUGCUUCCGUUGAAAGAUCUUGUGGAAUGUGGAAGAGUUAGAGAAACUGGAUUUGUCUGGAUGAAACAAAAGGCUCCUUAUGAGCAUUUCUUUGUUGGUACUAAUAGUAAAGUAAGCUAUGCUAUUGAGGUUACUGGCUAUGUUGAGAAAUUUAAGAUGAAAAAAAUGAGUGGGAUUAAGAGUAAGCAAAUGUUUUUAUGGGUACCAAUUAGUGAAAUGAGCAUUGAUGAUCCAUUAAGCAAGAAAUUAGUGUUCAAAACUCCAUUGGGUAUUGGAAAAUCUUUCCCUAUUUCUGCUUUCAUUCAAGAUGAAGAAGAGAAGCACAAGCAACUUGAGCAACCCAUGGAAUCAUAAGUAAAAAUUAUAUUAAUGGUGUCUGAAUUUUUUAAAAUUUAAAAUUUUAGUUUGUGAGAUUAUAUUUUUAUUUUAUAUUAUAUUUCAACUUUAUAAAAAUAUUUAAGCUUUUAGCCGUUUUUCAAUUACUGAUGUGCCGAAAAAAUAAAUUUUAAUUCUACUUUUACUUAAAUUUCUGUGUCAUAUUAGCUAAAAAAAUGUAGUAUUUAUUGGAGGUCUAAAUAUGUUGAGACUUGAUUGAAACGAUGGUGUGCUCCGGCGAUGUUUCUCUCUUUUCAGCAGAUUUGACCAGAUUCGGCGAGAUUGCAACACCAUCGCCAGAUAGACCUAUUUCCUCUGCAUUUUUCUGUCGGCACCGUCGCAACGCUUCUCUUGAAAGCACCGUCUCGGAUCAGCUUCUAUCUUAUGAAACAACGCCGUCUCAGAUCGGCUUGUUUGUAAAGAAGAAAAAAAAGCGUGAGGAUUUCAUAAGAGUAGGAGACAAAUGGCUUAGGGUUUGCUUAAGAGCGUGAAGAUGAAUGAGGUGAAUCAAUUUUAUUGUAUUUGUGAAAAAGUAAAAGGUUAAAAAUCAAAAGAGAAAAGAUGAUAUUGUAUUUUUCAAAAGACAAACUUAUCAUCGUAAUUGUGGGAUUAUUUUGGGUAAUUACCGUUUUUUGUUUAA